This is a messenger RNA of Papilio machaon (common yellow swallowtail), 292 nucleotides long. It is a transcript of the gene ksh, whose product is annotated as protein kish-A. The coding region runs from base 36 to 254 and encodes 72 amino acids. The transcript has 3 exons. Gene Ontology annotation, biological process: intracellular transport; protein secretion. The record is from RefSeq and is a predicted model, not a curated record. Lineage: Eukaryota; Metazoa; Arthropoda; Insecta; Lepidoptera; Papilionidae.
AAAUUCAAAGUAAUUUUUAUAUAAAGGCUUAAAAAAUGAGCGCAAUAUUUAAUUUUCAAAGCUUGUUAUCAGUGAUUUUGUUAUUGAUAUGCACCUGUGCUUACUUUAGAUCUUUUUUUCCUAGUAUUAUGGAUCGCAAUAAAACAGGAUUUCUUGGCACCUUUUGGAAAUGUGCAAGAAUUGGUGAAAGAAAAUCUCCUUAUGUGGCAGCGUGCUGUGUCUUAAUGGCCUUUACUAUAUUAUUCCUAACUUAAUUAAAUAUGUAGGUAAUGUUAUAAUUAAUAUAUUUUUU